Messenger RNA from Melampsora larici-populina 98AG31, 1527 nucleotides. RefSeq lists its product as uncharacterized. Lineage: Eukaryota; Fungi; Basidiomycota; Pucciniomycetes; Pucciniales; Melampsoraceae. The transcript is spliced from 5 exons. The coding region runs from base 1 to 1527 and encodes 508 amino acids. The record is from RefSeq and is a predicted model, not a curated record.
AUGAAUCAUACUUCUCAAUGGCAAGAACUUCAUAAUCAACUUCAACUUGAAUUGUCAUUAACUCCAUCUUCAAAUCUACGAAAGAUUUUCGUAACUUGUAUCUUUCUUAGUCCACUUGCUGGUAUUUUAUACGCAUUAAGUGUGAUCAAAAGAAUUUCAGAAACAUCUGAAAGAUGGUUAAUUCGAAAGAACCCGAGUGGAUUUAUCUAUCCUAAUACUUGUGUUUUGAUUCCGGUUUGGGCCAUCUUAUAUACUAUAGCUAACGUGAUUAGUUUGAUCAUGAGUCAAAUCAAUUCGACUAAGAAAUCACCUCGGGCUCCACCACUUCAUGUCGCGAUAGAGCUUGUUAAAUAUUCUUUAUUUCUAGGAAUGAUAUGGUCGACAGUCUAUGCAAUACCACGUUCGAAAUUUCAGCUGCAGAAAAAUCAGUCAAAGUUUUCAAGUUCAAGACAAGAUCGAUGUUUGAUUUAUAUAGCUCCUAUCAUCUUCAAUAUCAUCAUUGGUUUAGGAUACUUGGUCCCUUUAUCACUCAGUGGACUGAUGUGCGUUUGGACUUUAUCAAGUAUGCAUCAUGUUGCUAAGAUUUGGCAUCAAUUCGAAACUUCACACGAUCUUAUACUUGACGCUACAGUGGAUCAACAUACGAAAGAUGAACAAAUAUCAAGCGGAUUGAAAUAUCUGCAUUUAAUGCAACAUUAUCGUAAAACACUUAAAAUGAAUAUGAGAUUAAUCGCUUUUGUUUAUAUAACGAUCACUGCAAUCGUUUCUAUCAUUUUAUUAAUCUCUACAUUUAUCAUUCUUAAAGCAUUAUUUUUUCAACUUAAGAUUUAUAAAAGAUUAGCCAUUAAUUCAAUAAGAAGAUCACCUGAAAUUUUAACCUUGAAUCAAUCAUUAAAUUAUAGAAAUAUACAAUCUAUUCAUUCCACUACAACCCAACCUCAAAUAAAUCACGCAAAUCAAUUACAAACAGAUUCGAUGCCAAGAAAAUCAAAAUCUUCUCAUUGUGGUGAUCAUCAACUUUAUCAUCAAGAAAUUGAUUUAAAAGAAAGUGUUUUAGAUUGGUUUCCAAGUUUUAAAAGAGGGACUGGAAUUGAUGAAAAGAUGUGGAAGUUAGAAUUACACAAUGAUACUCAAAACUCAACUGCAAAUGUAAAUGGAAGCAUACCACAAGACUCAAAUUUAAGAAAAUAUCGGAUUUUGAAAAGGUAUAUUGUGAAUACUAUUUGGCAGCAAGUUUUGAUUUUGAUUGUGAUUUUAUCUUUUAUCAUUAUGCAUAUCUUAGUAGAAUCUUUUCAUAUGAAAAAUAAUUCACUUAAUCUUGAUCAAAUCUUCUUGGUAGUUACACUUUGGUGUAAAAAUGAAAAUGCAUUACCAUUCACUCAAAUCUAUUUAAUUGUAGUAGAAUGGGCAAAUUUAACUUGGAAUUUAGGACUAGGUGCGGGUCUUGGAUUGAUCUCUUGUAUUGUGGCUUUUACUCCGUCACCACAAACACAAAACCGUGGUAAUCGAACUGAUGAUGAUUUUUGA